AUGGAGGCUACCAGAGCCAUCUGCCUGAGGUCAUUGUCCAAACAGCGUUCCUCAUUUGCCCAGUUUGCGCAGGAAUCCCGCCGACUUCUGUCCUUCCUCCGCGGCCAGCAGCCUCAUCAGCCUUCCGUGCGGUCGACAGAAUAUUCGACACCCAAGCGCCAUCCCGAUAACCCAAGCAAUAGACACAGCACCUUAAGUAAAGAUGCGGAGAAGCACUUGAGUUCAAUCCUCGACCAUCCUCUUUUCCGAAUCGUUCCAGACAAGCCAUUGCCACGGAAGGGCCAACAAGAUAAUGUCCAAGAUACAGCAAAUGUGAAGAGGAAACUAUCAGAGAAUCCUCUAGGACUGUUGGACGAGUUGAUUGCAUCUGGACGAGCCGACCAUAAUACCCUAUCAAGCUGCCUUAAAGCCCACAGUUCGCUCCCCCACUUCUCGUCAAAACCAUCUGAUGCCAUUGAGUCAUCAGCAGUGGGCUCGAGGAUCGUUGCGUGGUAUUCCGCUGCGGAUUUGAAAUCAAGACUAUGUUUUUUUGGUAGCUGUGUUACCAUGUCUAUGGUCGUGCCGUAUAUGGUUGCUGGCCGGCUGCAAUACGUAAUUAUGGAUUGGGUAAAGAUGUUGUCUACCCCAAUAUCGCCUGACUUCGCCCGGGAACUGGCAAAUACCCUCUUACCCUCCCGCCGCCUCUGCUUAACGAACCUGCUGCAUGAAUUCGUCACCGCUGAGAUAAAGCAUGGUCAUGGCAUUCAAUCCGCCUUGAAAUACUUUAUUCAAACCUGUGAACUAUUACCUCCUGGCGAUAAAUUCUGGAACGGGAAGAGAAAUCCAUUUUGCGCCGCAUUGCGAAGCACAGGAUGCCAACUGGCCGCGUGGAUUUCUAGUCAUAACCAAACCCCCGAUGUUCAAGGGAUUCCGGUUGAGAUAUUUGAGGAAUUUUGCAGGCUCUCUGACCAUCUAUCCAAGGACACCUUUUUCUGGGGAGCAGGUUUACCCUUAUACCACCCAACCAAACCCGACGCCCAACCAGCAUUAUCUUAUCUCAAGCGCAUGUCCUUACAACCAGAAGUACAAAUCCGUCCCGGUAGACGGAAACACCUGUUGCGACUAUCGCUGGACGCCGCACAGCUGUUCCUCAAGCAGAAACAGUACUCAGAGGCAUCAUGGUUGCUGGCACAUGCCAAACAAUUUAUCGGGGAUGAACGUUUUGCAUCCGAGCAGUCAUCAGAGAGGUUUAAUCCACAAGCUACCUUGGCAUCCGGUCAGCUAUUGAAUGGAAUGUGUCUGCAAUGA
Molecule: messenger RNA, 1287 nt
Organism: Paracoccidioides brasiliensis Pb18
Exons: 1
Coding region: 1-1287 (428 amino acids)
Source: RefSeq, a predicted model, not a curated record